Plasmopara halstedii is the source of this 1038-nucleotide messenger RNA. Its product is annotated as zinc finger-containing partial. Gene Ontology annotation, molecular function: ubiquitin protein ligase activity; phosphatidylinositol binding. The transcript has a single exon. Bases 1 to 1038 code for a protein of 345 amino acids. Gene Ontology annotation, biological process: ubiquitin-dependent protein catabolic process. Lineage: Eukaryota; Oomycota; Peronosporomycetes; Peronosporales; Peronosporaceae. The record is from RefSeq and is a predicted model, not a curated record.
AUGCAAGAAGUUGACGUUGAAUGGCUUGACAGCGAGCUCGAGGAUAGCCCACGUUCCGACGAUGAUAUUGGCCACAUGUUCUCCAGUAGCCCCAAUGCCAAACGUGAGGGUGCAAGCUUGCCAAAAGGAUAUCAGCAACAAAUACAGCGACCCGCCGCUAUAUCGUACGCUGGCUCAGAAGAUGUUGAGAAUGUCGAAGGUGACAUGAUAUCCUUUUACGGUCAGCAAUUUGCUCCACAGUCUAAAACCUCUAAUUACCGUCUACCGGCUAAGUCUAUAGGCCAACAACGCUUUCAAGAUAUGCCGGUCGGACUUGUUGCCGAUCAUGGCGUGGCUGCUAAGCGCGUGCUUGUACGUCGCAUUUACCAAGAGUCUAUGUCGCAACUUAUUAUGAGUUGCCAGGCCGUACUUGUCCGUGGUGCUUCUGGAAGCUAUUAUGUCUACCAUUUGGAAAUCACCAGUGACUAUUAUAAACAAAAGUGGGUCGUAUGUAAGCGCUAUUCCGAAUUCUAUCGUCUACGUAAGCGGUUACUCAUACGGCUUGCAACGCACAAAAAACAGCGUGGAUGUUCUGUAUGUGGAACAGUGCGCGAGCAGCUUAAAGACGUGGGCUUUCCUCGUCGCAUAGUCAUGUUUAAAGACCCGUCGUCACUGGUAGGAAUUCGAACCGCCGGACUUGAAGAGUUUAUUGUUGCUUUAUGUGAGUAUUUUUCUGCGGAUCAAGGAGAAACAUGUAGUGAGAUUGUAGCUACGAGAUUUCUCGUCAAAGAAUUUUUACAGUUUCCAAUUGCGCAUGAACAACAGCACGUUCGCUCGAUUCGCCAGCUCAAGUAUGUUGAUCCUCGUGAUGUACAUGUUGAUUCGGACUCUUGCCCAAUCUGUUUAUGCGAAUGGGUCGAAUUAGAUGGAAAUGAGCUUGUUUUGUCACCGUGCGGCCACUUCUUUCAUGAACAUUGCAUCAAUGAGUGGUACCGAACUCGCUUUGAUUGCCCCAUUUGCCGUUCCAUUUCAGGUGAAGAAGAAAACAACAAAUUUUAG